CCUCAUGACUUCCUCAUUCAUGUUCUCUCCCUCUCUCCCUCUCUCUCUCCUCUCCCAAGCAUAUGCUGAAUCGUGACGGCACCAUAUAUAUAUGAAGGCCCAGCCUCCAUUGCAAUCCAAACCGAAACCACCGAUAAAUUGAUUGACUAAUAAAGAGUAGAGAGUCGAUGGAGGGAUCAAAGGAGGACACCGGUGGCGGGAUUGGCUUCUUUCAGAUGCCACUUCACUACCCGAGGUACACGAGGCAGGACUACCAGGCCAUGCCCGAGUGGAAGCUCGACCAUCUCCUGGCCCAGUACGGGUUGCCCACCAACCUCAGCACCCUCGACUACAAGAGGGAGUUCGCUAUGGGCGCUUUCCUCUGGCAGAGUUCACCUGAUCAAGGGCGCUACUCUCCUUCAAGCUCCUCUAUUGACUGCAGCGGCCUCGCGGACUCCUCGCUGCUUCAGAAGAUCAAGUAGAUGGCAGCAACUAUCCUGUCAUAUGAUCUGUUACUGUGUUAUAUAUCUUUGUUUGUUAUAUAUUUUGUUUUGGGGAAUUCCAUUUCCCCGAUGCUUCCAUGCCUGCCUACCAAAUGUGACAUUCAUAAUAUUCGAGCCACUUAAGUCAAUAAUUACAUAUGGGAUGAAUAAAAGUUAAGGGCAGAUAAGGAAAAGAUGAGCAAUCCAUUUGACGAAAAGCACGGGUUUAUAAAA
Molecule: messenger RNA, 695 nt
Organism: Punica granatum (pomegranate)
Lineage: Eukaryota; Viridiplantae; Streptophyta; Magnoliopsida; Myrtales; Lythraceae
Source: RefSeq, a predicted model, not a curated record